Molecule: messenger RNA, 3987 nt
Organism: Diospyros lotus (date-plum)
Lineage: Eukaryota; Viridiplantae; Streptophyta; Magnoliopsida; Ericales; Ebenaceae
Product: protein PHOX1-like
Exons: 3
Coding region: 829-3561 (910 amino acids)
Molecular function (GO): protein binding
Source: RefSeq, a predicted model, not a curated record
AAGAUUGGUUGGCUUUCCUUCCAUUUCUGCAACACCCAAGCCAUACAUGCGAUAUACAUACGUGUAUCUAAUUCCCAUAAAAGCAACCAUUUUCCUCUUCAUUUUCCCGGAAAAUCUCCUGCAGAUUUGAAGGUUAUCGAAGACCACUUCGCCAACCAGAUAAGUUCAUUCUGUUUUCCUCCCACGCUCUCUUGUUUGUGUUCGUUCUGUUAUCCUGUCAAGACACAGAUAUUGAAUCUUGGGUCUAUAGAUUAGGUCUUUGUAGCUGAAUAGUCAGAGCCAGUUUCUCUCUUUCUUCUCUCUCUCCAUCUCUCCCUCUCUGAAUUGGGGUUUGUGCAGAAUUAUCAGCAACGAAUCCUAAUUUGGAGGGAGGAUUUUUUUUUUUUUUGGGUCAUUUCUAGUUUUCUGGUGUUUUUUGUGCAUAUUGAUGCAAUACUGUGAGAACCCAAUUUGAGUUUGGACCAAAAUUGGGGGUUUCUGUUCUCUUUCAUCAUUGUUGGGCCAGAUUUGAGGCUUUAUACAUCUUUACUAAGACCUUGGCUUGGGAAAGCAAGUUUUAAGGGAAAUUUGUCUGUGAGGAGAAGAAAAGGUUUAGAGGUAUAAAUUUAUGAGACUUGUUUGUUGAAGCCUUGAUUUACAGUUAUUCCAGGGUCUUCUGCUGCAUUCGUAUUUGAGUUAUGGUGUUUUUAGAUUUAAGAUCUUUGUUCGAGUUUGCAGCUUUUCCAUGAUGUUAUUAUAGUUGGACUCAUUGGGGUUUCAAUUUGUAAUGAAGUUAUUAUAGUUGGGUGAAUCUGGGUCUAUAGUUUCUGAGAUUUGAUUGUGGGGUUCAUGAUGGGGAAGCAAAAUGGGAAUAAGAAGAAGCAGGUGGGAGAAAAAUCGGGUGUUUCAGGUGUGAAGGAAAGUAAGUUUAGGGCUAACAGCUCGAAAGCCUAUGAUGAAGAUACAGCAGUGUUUGUUUUGAUGGCACAGGAAUUGAAAGAUGAUGGGAAUAAGUUUUUCCAGAAGAGGGACUAUGAAGGAGCCAUGCUAAAAUAUGAGAAAGCUAUCAAGUUGCUUCCCAGAAACCACAUAGACGUCUCCUAUCUGAGGAGUAACAUGGCAGCCUGCUAUAUGCAGAUGGGUCUCAGUGAGUAUCCGAGGGCAAUUCAUGAAUGUAAUUUGGCUCUUGAAGUCACACCUAAGUAUAGUAAAGCACUCUUAAAGAGAGCUAGAUGUUACGAGGCUUUGAAUAGGCUGGAUUUGGCACUGAGAGAUGUAAAAAUAGUGCUGGGUAUGGAACCAAAUAAUAUCAUGGCUACAGAGAUUGAAGAAAGAGUGAGAACAACAAUUGAGAAAAAGUGCAUUACAGCUAAUGAAAUACCGAUUGAUUUGGUUCCAGAAUAUGUUGACCCAGUUCUUCCUAAAUUAUCAAAAGACAAAACACGAAAGAAGAAGAGCAAGAAAUUGGAGGGGAUGGCAACUGAUGGUGAAACUGUGGACAAGGUUGAGGACAAAGCUGAAGAGAAGACUGAUGGUGAAAUUGUGGACAAGGUUGAGGACAAAGUUAAAGAGAAGAAGGCAGAAGAAAAGACUAAUAAUCAUAGGGUUAAGGAUGAAUUUGAAGAGAAGAAGGCAGAAGAAAAUACUAACAAGAAGGUGGUUAAGGAUGAAUUUGAAGAGCAGGCGGCAGAAGAAAAGGCUAACAAGGAGGUGGUUAAGGAUGAAUUUGAAGAGAAGAAGGCAGAAGAAAAGACUAAUAAGAAUGUGGUUAAGGAUGAAUUUGAAGAGAAGAAGGCAGAAGAAAAGACUAAUAAGAAUGUGGUUAAGGAUGAAUUUGAAGAGAAGAAGGCAGAAGAAACGACUAACAGGAAGACGGUUAAGGAUGAAUUUGAAGAGAAGAAGGCAGAAGGAACGACUAACAGGAAGACGGUUAAGGAUGAACUUGAAGAGAAGAAGGCAACGGAAAAGACUAAUAAAAAGAAGGUAAAGGAUGAAUUUGAAGAGACGAAGACAAAAGAAAAAACUAGUAAAAAGAAAGCUGAGAAAACCGUUGAGGGGAUGAGGGUAGAAGUUGAGAAGAAUGCUGAAGAUAAAGCUGAGAAAACCGUUGAGGGGAUGAGGGCAGAAGUUGAGGAGAAGAAGGCUGAAGAUAAAUUGGUUGUGGAGGAAAAAAUAAGUAAUGUUGUAGAAGAAGAGCCUAAAAGGAAUAUUAAACUGGUGUUUGGGGAUGAUAUACGAUGGGCUCAGCUGCCUUUCAAUUGCAGUAUUUUAAUACUGAGGGAGGUUAUACGUGACCGCUUUCCAGCCUCAAAAGCUGUUCUCAUAAAAUACAGGGACCAAGAAGGUGAUUUGGUCACAAUCACCAGUAAUGAAGAACUGAGGUGGGCUGAAGCAUCUGCUGAUCAAGGUUCUUUGAGGCUCCAUAUAUUUGAAGUUAAACCGGAGCAAGACCCAUUCUAUGGUAAAGUUAAAAGGGAGGAGGAGCUCCACAAGCCUAAUUCCAAACACAGUAACUCUAGCAAGAAUGGAAGUUUGGGGAAAGGUUAUAAAACAGAGAUGGGACCAUCUUGCAUCGAUGACUGGAUUGUCCAGUUUGCGCAGCUUUUCAAGAACUAUGUUGGAUUUAAUUCUGAUGCAUAUUUGGAUCUUCACGAGCUUGGAAUGAAGCUCUAUUCUGAGGCUAUGGAAGAAACGGUUACAAGUGAAGAAGCCCAAGACCUUUUCAACAUAGCAGCAGAGAAGUUCCAGGAGAUGGCAGCUUUGGCCUUGUUCAAUUGGGGAAAUGUUCACAUGUCCAGGGCAAGGAGGAGAGUGUACUUUACAGAAGAUGCUUCAAAAGAAUCUGUACUCACACAAAUUCAAACUGGAUAUGAUUGGGCACAGAAGGAAUACUUGAAAGCUGGAGAGAGAUAUGAAGAAGCUGUGAGAAUUAAACCAGAUUUCUAUGAAGGCAUUCUAGCUCUGGGCCAACAGAAGUUUGAGCAGGCAAAACUCUCAUGGUAUUAUGCAGUUAGUACCAAUGUUGAUUUGGAAACUUGGCCAUCUACAGAGGUUCUUCAGCUGUACAAUGUUGCCGAGGACAAUAUGGAAAAGGGUAUGCAGAUGUGGGAGGAAGCAGAAGAGCAGCGUCUGAAUGAACUGUCUAAGCCAAACAAAGUUAAAAACCUGAUGCAACAGAUGGGUAUAGAUGGAUUAUAUAAAGACAUAUCUGCAGAAGAAGCUGCUGACCAGGGUGCAAACAUGAGGUCGCAGAUUAACCUUUUGUGGGGAACCAUGCUCUAUGAACGAUCAAUUAUGGAAUUCAAGCUAGAGCUUCCUGUCUGGCACGAAUGUUUGGAGGUUGCAAUUGAAAAGUUCGAACUUGCUGGAGCCUCUGCCACAGAUAUAGCUGUUAUGAUGAAGAACCACUGUUCCAACGAUACUGCACUUGAUGGCUUAGGAUUCAAUAUUGAUGAGAUAAUACAGGCAUGGAAUGAGAUGUAUGAAGCUAAAAGGUGGCAGAGUGAUGUUCCUUCUUUCCGGUUGGAACCAGUGCUUCGGCGACGAGUUUCAAAACUUUAUCAUGUCCUGGAGCAUGCAUGAGUUUAUUUUGAUCAUUCCAACUUCUGAAGAAGCUGGAAGAUCGCUUAUUGGUAGUGUGCAUUGGCUUUUAUCUGCAUCCCACAUACUACAUAGGUUUUCAUCCUACACAAGCACAAAGGUCUGGCUUCAACUUUGAUCUUGUAGAAGGAAAAAUCAAUUCAACAGUUUCGUUGUUGUUUUUUUGUCAGUAAACAGCUUACCGACACCUCUUCUGAAGUAGCAGAAAUUUCUUUUUCCUGGUUUCUGCCUUCCCCUGCAUCGGUCUGCAUUUAUCUAUGUCAGAGAACAUGCAGAAGAUUGCUUUUGUAGUCUGAUUUCUUAUUUAUUUUUUGUUACGUGCUUUUGUAAACAGCCUUAGCAUCUCAUGCAGUUAUUUUGUAUUGAACCAUCGAACUUAAAUAAACUCCUUGCAUAUUAUGGUCUUCA